Messenger RNA from Melanotaenia boesemani (Boeseman's rainbowfish), 1351 nucleotides. RefSeq lists its product as uncharacterized. Lineage: Eukaryota; Metazoa; Chordata; Actinopteri; Atheriniformes; Melanotaeniidae. The transcript is spliced from 3 exons. The record is from RefSeq and is a predicted model, not a curated record. Bases 197 to 1351 code for a protein of 384 amino acids.
GUUGAGCAGUUGGGGGAGUGUGUUAAAGGAACUUUACUGUUUGUGUCAGCUGAUAACCUAGGUGCUCAUUCUUUGGCUGGUUUCCAGGAGAGCUUCAUCGUGGAACACCCUUGUCGAUUCUGCUUGGCAAAAAGGAGUGACAUUCAGCAGAAAGAGGUCCGAUCAGGAGCAUUUGAGGCCAGAACCAUCCAGGAACAUGACAGAGUCACAAACAAUGGAGAGGAUAACAUUACGGAUAAUUGUCCAUGACACUGACAUCAGGAAAAUCAUACUCGAUGGAAAACCACAGACGCUUGACUCACUCAUUGAACAGCUGGAAGUGAAGCUGGAUCUGCAUUACAAGUUCUCCCUUCAGUAUGAGGAUCCUGAUUUUAACAAUGCCCUUGUCAACCUCACUGAUAUUGCUGACCUGCCUGACAAAGCCACCCUCAAAAUAAUCACCGUGUUGCCUACACCCACAUCAGGCACACCUAGCACAUCUAGCACAACUGACACUGAGAUCCUCUCUCCCUCCCCCAGUAGUUGGUCUUCACUUACUCGAUCUCCAUGGCCAGAGAUUUUUGAAAUUCCGUAUUUUCCAGUGGACAUUGAAUACCGAUUACGGCAGGGGAAUCUUCUGUAUAUGAGAGACAAAACAUAUCUAAAUGUGCCUAAGGACAUGAAACAUGAAAUACUGGAAAAACUUGCUGAGACUAUUUACAGCUUCAAGUCCUUUCCAAGUGAUGAAAACUUUCAGGCUGUUGCAACUGCACUGAUUCAUAAGCAUCCAUGCCUCAAAGAACCAGGCUCGUCCUCUGGGUGCGACGGCUGGAAAAACAGCCUCAAGUACAAAAUGGGGAAUUACCGCAGCAAACUGCGUCGAGCUGGAUGGCGAGAUGUGGCCGUAAGUCACGGGAAGAAAAGCGCUCAAGCACCUCAGAAAAGUGUCAAAAGGCCCAAACGGUGCGAAGUUAAUUUUCUUCCCAAUUUUCCUGAUGGUGAAGAUGAGGACAGCAUGGAGUCCAAGCGCAAAAAACUUGUAGAAGAGAUGAGAAAACGCCGCCCAGAUGCUGUUGUCAUCUCCCAGAAGAUGGACUCCACAUAUGCCUUAAGAAGACAGGAAGUGGUAAACCUGGAGCCUCCAGUGAAAGACACGUUGGAAAGGUGGCCAGCACUCUUCACAGAGAGUCAGAUUGUUGCAGAGUUCCUUCGCUUGUCAAGCAAAAACUUAAAAAUAGAAUUCUUCAAAGAACUUGACAAGUACACUCCACGAUUUUUGGAGAUUUUCAAGUCCAAGGGAGGACGUGUCGGCAAGAAACUACAGGAAUACCUGCAACAUUUCACACCACGAGUAAGAUUUUUUUUCCCAUAA